AUGGCUGCUUAUGUUAAUCGAACAAUGUCGAUGAUGGCCGGCGAUGGGCCCCACAAUGUUGCAAUGAACAAUGGCACAAUGCGUGUAAAUGUGGGUAAUGUGGAUUCACCUCUGCAGAUAUUUGUGAGAGCUAAGAAGAAGAUCAAUGACAUAUUUAUUGAGAUUGAUGAUUAUGUCAAGGAUGCAGUUACAUUUAUGCAUGCCGUCUCCGGAGAAAAUGGAAUUGCAACACCUCAAGAUGUUGCAAAUGUUGAAGCAUAUGUCAGUAAGGUUGAAGCUAUACGGGAAGUACUCAAACGGGACCACAUGAAAGUUGCAUUUUUUGGAAGAACCAGUAAUGGCAAAAGUACAGUGAUAAAUGCAAUGUUGCAUGAUAAAAUCCUGCCGAGUGGUAUCGGUCACACAACCAACUGCUUCCUUCAAGUGGAGGGCUCAGAUACUGAUGAGGCAUUUCUGAAGACUGAGGACUCAGAGGAAAAGCAUAAUGUCCAGUCGGUCAGUCAACUGGGCCACGCAUUGUGCACUACACGUCUCCAAGAGUCAUCGUUGGUGCAUAUCUAUUGGCCGAGGGAGCUUUGCGCAUUACUCCGGGAUGAUGUGGUGCUGGUGGACAGCCCUGGGGUGGACGUGUCGCCCAAUUUAGACGAAUGGAUCGAUAAAUACUGUCUGGAUGCUGAUGUGUUUGUGCUCGUGGCGAAUGCAGAGUCGACGCUUAUGCUCACCGAAAAGAACUUUUUCCAUAAAGUAUCCACGAAAAUAUCUCAACCCAAUAUAUUUAUAUUGAACAACCGAUGGGACGCUUCAGCUUCAGAACCGGAAUUCUUGGACCAGGUUCGAAGUCAGCACGCCAAUCGUUGCGUUGACUUCCUUUCUCGCGAAUUAAGAGUUUGUUCUCCAAAAGAGGCUGAAGAAAGGAUUUUCUUCAUCUCCGCGAAGGAGGCUCUACUCACCCGCAUGAAGGAGAGGGAGAAACCUGUCUCUUCCCCAAUCUUAGUCGAAGGCCACCAAGUGCGGUACUUUGAGUUUGUGGACUUCGAGCGUAAGUUCGAAGAAUGCAUCAGUCAAAGUGCGGUUCAGACGAAGUUCGCGCAGCAUUCGCGGCGAGGGAAAAAUAUCGCCGCUGACGUCAUGGCUGCUUUGGAACAGAUCUACACUACAGCGUGCAAUAUGAAAGCAACGAAAGUGGAAAAACAAAGGAUAUUGCAAGAACAACUGACCUGUAUCGAGGAGCAACUCACUUCUAUAACUCGGCAGAUGAAAGAUAAAAUUGGAAAAAUGGUGGAAAGCGUUGAACACAAGGUAUCACUAACGCUGAGCCAAGAGAUCCGUCGUCUAUCGGCAUUGGUCGACGAAUAUGACACGCCCUUCCGUACGGAGCGAGCUGCCUUGGAGCAGUACAAAAGAUCCCUUCACAGACACGUGGAAUCCGGGCUGGGCUCGCGGCUGAAGAAGAGGCUGUCUUCUGAUAUCGGACAUGAGAUGGAUGAAGCGCAGAAAGAAAUGGCCGAUGGUAUGUACAACAUACUGCCAAUCCACAAACGAGCUGCCGCCGCCAGCGUCAUAAUGCCUCACCAGCAACCGUUCGAAGUUCUCUACCGCCUUAAUUGCGACAAUCUCUGCGCCGAUUUCCAAGAAGACCUGACUUUCCGAUUCUCUUACGGUAUCACGGCUAUCAUUCAGAGGUUCCAGGGGAAGAAUACGAACAAAAUUGCCUUGAAGAAUCCACCCCAAUAUACACCAAUACCUCCAACAAUCGGUCCACCCGCUCCCAGUGGGGAGUUAUCGCGCAUGGGCAACGGUGGAUCGGUGGUGGGACCUCUCAGCGCUGAAGAGUGGUCCAUGAUAUCCAAGUUCGCCCUUGGAGCUCUCACCUCACAAGGCACUAUGGGCGGACUAUUGCUCUCUGGAUUGUUACUAAAAACGGUCGGUUGGCGCGUAGUAGUGGUGACGGGCGCGAUAUACGGCGCGUUGUACGCGUACGAGCGUCUCACUUGGACGGCCAAGGCCCAAGAGAGAUUGUUCAAGAAGCAGUACGUGGCGCACGCUGGGAAAAAAUUGCGGCUUAUUGUGGACCUCACUUCGGCUAAUUGCAGCCAUCAAGUGCAGCAAGAACUGUCAACGAUGUUCGCGCGGCUCUGUCGUCUAAUAGACGAGGCCACAACCGAAAUGGACUCGGAGCUGACGGAGGUCCGCGAAGCCAUCAAAAUGCUGGACGACGCCUCCACUUCAGCCAAAAAACUACGAAACAAAGCUAAUUAUCUCUCGCACGAGCUGGAGCUGUUUGAUGACGCCUUUCUUAAGUCUAACUAG
This is a messenger RNA of Pieris macdunnoughi, 2310 nucleotides long. Lineage: Eukaryota; Metazoa; Arthropoda; Insecta; Lepidoptera; Pieridae. The record is from the annotation of a GenBank genome assembly.